AGCACGCUUCUUGUCAUUGAUUCGAUGAUAAUGCACUGAAGAGCUUCCACUUUGGUGGGAUUUCCAAAUUUAUGGGUUUCCACACAUUCUGCAGAUAUUAUUAUAUUUCAAUUGUCCCAAGAUUGUACUAAUAAUUAGAACCAGCUUCUGUGAUCUGUUGCUAUAUACAGACGCCUUGCCUCUGCAUUUCUUGCAAUAUCCAUCUGGUCUUUCCCCCUAGUCCUCAAAAAAUGAGCACGUCAGUGAGGAUGGUUCUGAUGUUUCUGGUGCUCAUUUUUGUAACCCUUGUGUCUGCAUACAAUGCUUGCCCUAAAUGUGGAAGCAUUGAAAUUCCAUACCCACUUAGCACUGAUGAAAGCUGUGGAGACUCAAGGUAUAAAGUCUACUGCAACAAUGGCGUUCUCGAGUUCUUGUCAGCUGGAGGGUUUUACUACAAGGUCCUCAGCAUUAAUCCAAGUUUUUAUAAGCUCAUCAUAAGCCCACCCUCAAUACAGAAAAACACAUGUUAUUCUUCUGAUUUCACUUCAGAAGGCUUAAGACUUGAUGAGAACUUGCCCUUCAACAUCUCUACUCACAACACUGUCAUGCUGCUGAAUUGCACUGAAGCCCUGCUUAGGUCCCCAAUGAAUUGUUCCACAAACAGCUUUUGUAGGCAGUUUGAGGAGAAGGUGGAGGAGGGAAGUGGGUGUAGAAACACCCUUUGCUGCCAUUACUUGAAAGAUUUUUCCAUGACCUCACACAUGAUUCGGGUCAGGGAUGGAGGGUGCUCUGCUUACACCUCUGUGGUGGAUAUGAAGCCUGGAGCUUCUUUUGAUUCUUGGAACUAUGGAAUUGAGCUGCAAUGGGUGCCCCCCAACUGAGUUGAAUUGAGUGGCAAAUGGCUGUCAUUUGCCAGAAAAAUUAACAGCAUUUUGGUUACUCCAUAAUUUGUUGCUUUUAUGGUAGAUGUGGGCCAGUUAUCUAUUGGCAGUUUUUGGUGUAUUAUGAAUGGUUACAACCACAUCGAACCGGAACAUCAUG
Molecule: messenger RNA, 1020 nt
Organism: Juglans regia (Persian walnut)
Lineage: Eukaryota; Viridiplantae; Streptophyta; Magnoliopsida; Fagales; Juglandaceae
Product: wall-associated receptor kinase-like 20
Exons: 1
Coding region: 231-860 (209 amino acids)
Molecular function (GO): polysaccharide binding
Source: RefSeq, a predicted model, not a curated record